CUCAGGUGGCACAGCCCCGCAAAGAACGACCUGAUCUAAUUAGGAAGUUAUUUUCAGUGCUUCUUUGAUUCCUCCUCCUGGACCUAAGAGGGUUACAGAGUCCUGAGGUUCACUCUGUGCCUGCAGAGUCACGGCAGCCUGGAUGAGGGCCAUCUCGAGCCUCCUGCAGCUGCAGCCCGAUCGUCUUCUGUGCGGUUUCCUGUCCUGAGGAGAAGGACUGCAGACCCCUUUGAGGAGCUCUGAGGGGUGGAUCGGCAGUGGAUCAGUCUUUGGUCUCCUGGGAGCACAGCCAUGGGGAACCACGGCUCGAGCCUGGACGACAUCCUGGCAGAGGACAUGCACCGCUGGUACAACAAGUUCAUGAAGGAGUCUCCGUCGGGCCUCAUCACGCUAUUCGAGCUGAAGGCCAUUCUGAACCUGAAGGGCAUGAACGAGGACGCCAACCGCUACGUGGACCAGGUCUUCUUCACCUUCGACAUGGACGGGGUGCGUUCCACACGCUCAAACAUGCAGGACGGUUACAUCGACUUUGUGGAAUACAUCGCAGCCAUCAGCCUGAUGCUAAAAGGAGAAAUCAACCAGAAACUAAAGUGGUACUUUAAACUGUUCGACCAGGACGGCAACGGAAAGAUCGACAAGGAAGAGCUGGAGACCAUCUUCUCGGCCAUCCAAGACAUCACACGGAACAGAGAAAUUGACCCUGAGAAAAUCGUCUCGCUCAUAUUUGAGAAGAUCGACGUGAAAGGAGAAGGUGAGAUGACCCUGGAGGAGUUCAUCGAAGGAGCCAAAGACCACCAAGAUAUCAUGGAGAUGCUGAGAAAUCUGAUGGACCUGACACCGGUCUUGUUGAUCAUUAUUGAGGGCCGGACAGCAAACAAUCAAUCAGAGCAGUGAAAGUAGUGGGCUGUGAUUGGCCUUCUGAGAGCCGGCCCACCUGUGGACAGGUUGAACAAUCAGACAGUACACAGUGGAGGCUGGGGUGGAUUUUCAUGGGAAUAAGACCACGGUGGACAGACUCUGUGAGCUGCAUCUGCCACUCAUCUCCUGCUGUGGGUAUCUCCACCCACACCCCCGAUUCCACCUCAAGGAGCAGGAGUUUGGUGUUGUCAUGAAACCAGCAUCAGUGGAAACAUCUUCAUAUUCCUUUGCCAGAGAACCUCAUUUCAUUCAAGUUUUUUGCCAAUUUUAGACAUUAUUUAUUCAGACAAAAUGUUUUUUGUGCAUUAGAUGAUACCUGAUGCUCAAUUUAACACCAGAAUCCAUAAUAAUAAAAUCUGGCAGCAGUAACAAUUUAAA
Archocentrus centrarchus (flier cichlid) is the source of this 1296-nucleotide messenger RNA. Its product is annotated as guanylyl cyclase-activating protein 1-like. The transcript has 4 exons. NCBI's taxonomy places the organism in Eukaryota, Metazoa, Chordata, Actinopteri, Cichliformes, Cichlidae. Gene Ontology annotation, molecular function: calcium ion binding; calcium sensitive guanylate cyclase activator activity. Bases 292 to 894 code for a protein of 200 amino acids. The record is from RefSeq and is a predicted model, not a curated record.